AGCUACAUGUUGUGCAUAGAAAAUGACCAAUCGAAGUCACGGCGAGGAUUAAACGCUUCUCCACGGGUUUUUUUUUGUCUCUCUAUGGGAAGCCGCGGCGCUCGGAUACUUGUUCAUACAGCCGCCGGCGGCGCUAACUGCGCUUGAAAGACCCGCGGCAGGUGGUGAUGUUUCGGGACUCCGGCUGCAUCACAUGACGGUGGUUUUUCGGUCGCAUCGCUUUUCGUCCAUCCAACGUCAUGUGAAGGGGGGAGCGUAGCUUUUCUCUCUCUCUCUCUCCCUCUCCAGCCGGGACCCUCCUCCGCCAGCCUCUCCCGGCUCGUCGGCGGUAGGUCUAUGGGGAAAGCAGCCGCUCCCUGCAGCGGGUCCGGCGGCUUCGUCUCCAUCCUCACCGCGGUGCCCUGUUUGUCCUGCAAGCCGCAGCCUCCGGCCGAGCGCAGGAUGAGCGACCAGGGCAGGAGUUGCUCGUCUUCGGCGUCCGCUCCGGCCCCAGCGCCGGGGUCCGACACCUACAAGGGGUGGCUGUUUAAAUGGACUAACUAUUUGAAAGGGUACCAGCGCCGGUGGUUCGUCCUCAGCAAUGGCCUGCUGUCGUAUUACAGGACCCAGGCAGAGAUGGCCCACACCUGUCGGGGCACAAUCAACCUGGCCAUGGCGCACAUCGACACCGAGGACUCCUGCAACAUCGUGCUCAGCAGCGGGGGGCGCACAUACCACCUGAAGGCCAGCUCGGAGGUGGAGAGGCAGAGAUGGGUCACCGCCCUGGAGCUGGCCAAGGCCAAGGCCAUUCGGAUGAUGCAUGACCAGUCAGAUGACUCUGGGGACGAGGAGCCUGCCUCCCCGUCGGACAGGAGCGAGACCCACAGCACGCUGAAGACCCUCGCCAGCAAGCUCGACGACCUGAGCACGUGCAACGACCUGAUCGCCAAGCACGGGGCGGCGCUGCAGCGGUCGCUGAGCGAGCUCGAGAGCCUCAAGGUGCCGGCGGAGGGCGGGGAGAAGAUCAAGGCCGUGAACGAGCGCGCCACUCUCUUCAGGAUCACUUCCAAUGCUAUGAUCAAUGCGUGCCGUGACUUCCUGGACCUAGCCGAGAGCCACAGCCGGAAAUGGCAGCGAGCCCUGCAGUAUGAGCGAGAGCAGAGGAUCCGCCUGGAGGAGACCAUCGAGCAGCUAGCCAAGCAGCACAACAGCCUGGAGAGAGCCUUCCGGGAGGCGCCCACGCUCGCCAACCCCCCCACUGCCCCCAACACUGCCCAGGGGAGUGUGCGGCCUUUGAAAGGGGAGGCCAGUGACGAAGAUGAGGAGACGGAGUACUUUGAUGCCAUGGAGGACGCACCUGCCUUUAUCACAGUGACCGCAGACCACAAGCAGCACAGACGUUCAGGGAGCAAUCUGAGUGGCGCAAGUGGAGGACAGCAUAAUGACUGGAACCUCGAGGACCAGGGGUUCGACAGUCAGCACCAGGCCAGCUGCAACGACUCUGCUGGGAGUGAGAUCCAGCUGCACAAGAAGAGGCGGUCCCGCAUCCCGGACAAGCCCAACUACAGCCUCAACCUGUGGAGCAUCAUGAAGAACUGCAUCGGCAAGGAGCUGUCCAAGAUCCCCAUGCCUGUGAACUUCAACGAGCCCCUGUCGAUGCUGCAGAGGCUGACGGAGGACCUGGAGUACCACGACCUGCUGGACCGGGCGGCCAAGUGCGAGAGCUCCCUGGAGCAGCUGUGCUACGUGGCGGCCUUCUCCGUGUCCUCCUACUCCACCACCAUCCACCGCACGGCCAAGCCCUUCAACCCGCUGCUGGGAGAGACCUACGAGCUGGACCGGCUGGAGGAGCAUGGCUUCCGCUCCCUGUGCGAGCAGGUGAGCCACCACCCACCGGCUGCUGCCCAUCAUGUCUACUCGCGGAGGGGCUGGACGCUGUGGCAGGAAAUCACCAUCGCCAGCAAGUUCAGAGGAAAAUACCUCUCCAUCAUGCCACUGGGUGCCAUCCAUUUACAGUUCCACUCCAGCGGGAAUCACUACGUGUGGAGAAAAGUCACAUCCACGGUCCACAACAUCAUAGUGGGGAAGCUGUGGAUUGACCAGUCGGGCGACAUAGACAUUGUCAACCACAGAACGAAGGAGACCUGCCAGCUGAAGUUCUCUCCCUACAGCUACUUCUCCAGAGACGUCCCCCGCAAGGUCGCGGGUGUGGCGACGGACAGCGAGGGCAAGGCCCACUACAUCCUGUCGGGCACGUGGGACGAGAAGAUGGAGUGCUCCAGGGUCGUGCACAGCAGCCACGGCGCCAGCAGCUCCGAGGGCAAGCAGAAGACGGUGUACCAGACGCUGGCGCCCAAGCUGCUGUGGAAGAAAUACCCCCUCCCGGAGAACGCGGAGAACAUGUACUACUUCUCCGAGCUGGCGCUGACGCUGAACGAGCCGGAGGAGGGCGUGUGCGUGACGGACAGCCGGCUGCGGCCCGACCAGCGCCUGAUGGAGGGCGGCCGCUGGGACGAGGCCAACGUGGAGAAGCAGCGGCUGGAGGAGAAGCAGCGGGCGGUGCGGCGCCGCCGGGAGGCCGAGGCCGCCGACGCGCUGGACGGCGGGAGAGAAUAUGAAGGCUACCAGCCCCUGUGGUUUGAGAAGAAGGUGGACGUCAUCACAGGAGAGGCAUCCUACGUGUACAAGGGAGGGUACUGGGAGGCCAAAGAAAAGCAGGACUGGAAGGUGUGCCCUGAUAUCUUCUGAGCUGUUCAAGGGCCUUGGUGACGGACAUAGGAGUUUCUACAGCAGUUGAAGAGGGAAUGUCUCACUUGAAAUACAUAUAGAUGGUACAUAUGUGUAUAUACUGUACUGUGUGCCUGUACAUAUUUCUGUAUACACACACAGUAUAGAGGGUGUUUCAGAUGCCACGGUCAUUGUUUUGCUUUUAUUUUGUCUAUAAAUUUUCCUCUAUCCGUUCCACGUUGCACUGGAGCAGGAUACGCGAAGGGAGCCUCUGUGCUGAGCCGGUGUGCAUGGAGAGACAUGGCACGUCUCUCCACAGCCUGUCGCCGGCUCACAGACGUCUGAAACACCCUCCGCGUGCGUCUACGCGCUGAGACGGACCCCAGGCAGGAGAGACUCGAGAUGCUCUUCUCUCCACGCUGAGGCGGACAGCUACAGAACAGAGACCCGGAGAGCCUGCAGCAUGAGACAAGACCAUGCUGCAGAGGCAGUGGUGGCAUUUGUCAGCCAUUUAAGAAAACGGGGGCAGUGUCAGUCUGUAUGGCAUGCAGAGUUCAGCAUCUUGUACUAGGUAGCAAACUCUGACUUGUGUGUCUUCCCUCACACAGCAGCUGCCUGGUUAUGAGGGGCUGUUCUGUCUGUGAACAUCUGUAAGUUGUUCCUGUAAAAAGCACUUUAACAUACUUACGAACAAAUCAGUCUGUGGGCUCUGCACUGAAACAUAAAAACCCGACAGGCUCAUUUUCUUUCAAUAUUUUAUGGGGUUUUCUGAUUUCUUCCAAAAGACCCAGAAGGCAGAGAGCAGUGGCACCUGCCAGAUGUUCACAGCUGUGCUUCCACUCCAUCAGUCUGUGCAGAGGUUCCUCACUGCUCCAUGCGUAGAGAAGUAAGGUAUUUCUGAAUGGUCCUCGAGUGGAGUUGAACAGUGUUCGCGUCAUUAUUUGUGCUCUCACUCACAAUCAUGGCACACUGUGACCUGCUGUGACGGAACAUGGUAGAAUUCACCUCUCUUCAGUUUUGAAGGACUGCCCUGUUUUGAUUAGCAUGGACUUUUCCCAGUGUGCGAAUGACUUCUCUGUGUGCGCCAGCUCAUUAGUUAGAGCUUUGAAUUUGGCUGAGCUUUAAUUUAGGCCCUUCACAGCCUGCAGAGGGCUGUGUUACAAUACUGGUAUUGCAAUCUAAGCCAGGAAACAGGUAGAAAAUAUAACAUAAAGGUUGUGUGCAACAUCCUUCAAACAAAUUGAGAUAAUGCCCCUGGUGAAUAGAAUUGUUUGGAAUUUCCUUAUUUUAAUAGUUUUUUUUCUGGAAAAAAAGGGAAGCCCUGAACCCAUUUUAAGUGUCUCACGUUUCCACUGCCUGCAGUUUCAGCUGGCUGUGUUUGUCUGGUGAUGCCAUGUUAUUUAAACAGGCAGCUCUCAAUAGUACAUCUUAGUGAUCAUUUACUUUGACGGUUUGCUAAACAAUUAUUUACACCUGGACACAAUUAAUGAAAUUGGAUUCAAGCAAACUGUACAGUACACAAGUGUGUGCCUUUGAGCCAAAACCAUAGUGUUACACCUUAGAAAUCUGUUAUAGAUCUGUCAUUUUCAUGUUUAUAAUAAAUUUGGAUUUUUAUCGCUUUUCAACAGGGGAUUACUUCCAAUUUCCAAUUUUAGCAACUAAGCAUCAUUUAAAGGAACAGUUUUAGAGGUUCAUGCCUAGUUGUAAGCGUUUCCCUAAAAUGUUUGACUGAAAAUUCAUUAAACGAAAGCUAAUGCUAUAUUGUAGUAUCAAAUAAACAGGAGUGCAUUUUAGCAUAUGGCUCCAAAGGCAGUGUAUUUCAAGCUAAAGCUUCAGACAGUCAGAGAGUCUGAUAGUCUCCCCAAGCAUCCCUGAUGAUGAUGAGCUAAUGAAUGCCGCUAGUCCAACCAACAGCACAAGAUUUCUUCAAGACUUGAUUAAACUGAUGAAAAAUGUCAGGAACCCAUCGAAAUCCAAAUGCUUACCAAUACAAUGGCAGCUGCCUUUCUGUAAUCUUUCAGGAGAUAAGGGCAUUUUUAAAGGCACGAAAAUUCAGCUUCCAAGAUGUGAAACAAAUGUGAAAAUUAUAAUGAUUUUAUUGACUCAUUCCCUCUUUAUUGAACAGACUCCUAGUUCAAUUUCCAUAUUCUGUUAUCAAGUAGCCCUUGUGUUUACCACUAUCCAUGGUAUUGCUUACACGUCUGGUUGUUAUUUCCCAUUUCAGAUUCAAUAAUCCUAAAGCUUUAAAGGCAGCGUUUGAGGUCACAUUUAAUUAGAAAUCUAAUUAACAAUUAGGAAGGCAAAGAAAAUAAAUGUAAACGAUUAAAAAACUAUUACAAGCCUAUUACCUUAUGUUUUGUACCUAGCAAUGACAUUCAGCGCAUAAUUUGAUAGUAUAAUACAUUUUAAAGGAGGUGAACCAAAACAUAUUUGAAAUGUAUCUGAAGAAUUUGGUGUUUGCUGCCUUCUUACAACUUUGAAAACCUGUUUACCCCAGAUUUUCAGUACCGACUCUGAAGCUGGGCUUGCGACUUGUACAGUGGCUGCCAUUCUUCCUCCUGUUUCCAGAGCUGUACAAACAGUAACAGCUCGUCUAGUUCUGUUCAUUUCAGGCAGAUCGCUUACAUUCAAUUGCUGCAAAGCUUAUGGGAUUCGUGCAGGUAAUACAGGAACGCAGACUGCAACCAUCAUUCAAGUCCAUUAAUUGCAGGAUUCAGACCUGUCUAUGACUUACAGCAGUAAUAUACAUGUAAGUCACUGAACACAAUGUUCAGUGUGAUGUUCAGUGUGUUUUGCUGAAGAAAAGCAAGGCAGGUGGCAUAACUGUUUAGAGGGAAUGAGUUAACCAGCAAUGCCAAGAGUCUGUGGCUCUGUCAGCGUGCUCCGCGCCGUACAUCACACAAUCAGCCUAGAAUAAGCAACCUUGACUUCUGUUGUGUGUCACCCAGGCUGUGUAAUGAGGCUGGAUCGUACUGCUCCAGUGAACAGGUGCUCAUUAAAAUACCAGCGAAAGCAGAGCCUAGGGGCUACCUGAUCCAGCAGGAGGUGACGCGCUGGGAAAAGAGUUUUAGAGGACAACUAUUACACUGAGACCGGGUACAGAGAAGACUGAACGGCAAGCAGUUUGCAUAUUAUAGACAAUAAAAAUUAUACAAGCGAUUCCAUUAGUUGGUAUGUAUUUAGUAAGACUGGUGGUGAAUUGCAAGGAAGUAACAAAGUUGGUUUAAUAUUCCUAUAACCGGGGAUCUAGGCCUGUAUAUCUGGAAGGGUCUUUGGGUCUUUGGGAAUAUUUCUGAAACCAGCAACACCAUAAGUGAGUAACAGUUACAAUAAUAGUUAUUGUACAUAGUUAAUUUGUGCAGUUCUAGAGGAGAGAUUGGAAAUCUCAUUUUUAAAUUGUUUCUAGAAAAAAGAAAAAACAAAAAAAUGUUUGUUCUUCCAAGUUGUAGUGGCACUUUUAUUUUUUUUAAAAAAGGAGAACAAUCUUAUUUGGCCUCUGUAAAGAAUUGCUUUUUGCUUGGUAAUAGGUAGACGGUGUCAUGAAAGUAGUGUUCACUAGUUCAAAACAAAAAGGUAAAAUGUUUGGGAGUAGUGAAACACUAAAACGUUUGGAAAAGCAACACUUCAACAAAAGCAUUCUUUGACUUCCCUUUGCCAUGGUCCUCGUCUCAGUUAUCAUGACCUGGAAAGGGAGAAGAACACACUGGCACCACUAAGCAAGGUCACCCAUUUGAAACUGCAGAGCUCAAACAUGUCAAACAAACGUUUAUACGUCCUCUUGAUUUGACUUUCUACUGUCUGUGUCCUCCUGUUUCUUAGUCACUCUCUGCUCUAAGGCUUGUUUCAGAAGCAGUGAGGUUUUUCUCACUGGUUCUCCUUCAAACCACUCUGCUUCCACUCUAAAUACUUUUUUGUCUCUGAAACCCCAAUCUGAGAGACUUCUCAGAGUCGCCCAGAAGUGUACAAGCUGUGUAUUUCAGUGUCAGACUGUUGAUGAGAAGCACCAAGUGUAACACUGAUGAUAUUUCCCAAUCCGCUGUCCCCUGUCCAGCUCUGAGGAAGUUUUAGGUAGCCACACUUAACACAUAUAUUCAUCCUGUGCCAUCUGAUGUUAUCUGACUUGUCUUCUGUGCUCAUCUUCAUCAGUCCACUUGCGUACCAGUCCAACAAGAAAAAGCAGAGGGGGUCUCGAGCAGAGGAGGCUGUAGGAAAAGCUAUGCUUGCUGGUAUUGUUGGUGGUGUGAAGGAUUCCUAGCAGUCACGUAGAAUAGAUGCCUCCAAAACUCCUGAGCCAAGCUACAGGGAAAUGCAGAUGGCAAAUUGGUCCACCGACUGCUCCCUCAGCCCUUCAGGCUAUACGGUUUGAAGUCCAUGGACAGAGCAUUGUGGGUAGUGCUACACUAUGGUUGGCAAUUCUUUGUCUGCUCUCAGGAUACUUAAUGGCCUUUAUUUCCUUUGACACCCUUCCUGAAAUUCUCAGAAACACUAAAGCACACCAUUUGGAAACAAAGAACUUAACAUUAAUAGACAUUAGGUUAUGUCACCAAGAACUAUAGUUACGAUAUACUGUAGAUUACAUAGCAUAGGAUCAUAUUAAUUAUAAUAGAGUACAGAGAAUGUCCCACAUUCUUAGAGUAUCGCCAAGCUUCCAUCUGUCUGCCAACCAAAAAUUAGAUUAGAUACUCCUAUCUGUCAUUAUUGCUAGAUUGUACAUAAGUCACAGAUAUUGUAAUCCUAUAGUGUAAGCUUUGGAAAGGUGAGAUGGAGCGAGUGAGACAGAAUUAUUACCUUUUUUUAAAAAUACUAAAAAUGAAAAUUAUGCAGAAGAUGACCAUUGGAAAGGCACACAAUUAAAAUAUGAAGUGAAAUAAACUCAUGCAAAACGUAAUGUUUUCUCCUGUUUAUUGUGAGUAGCUUUAAAGUUUAACCUCAGAGAUGUGGCGCAUGACAAGCAGGAGGAGGAAGAGUGAAUCGAAUAUCUGGUGAUCUGGAGCUUUAAGCACCCUAGAGAUCUGUCCUUAGGAGAUGUUGCUGUUCUAACAUUAGAAUAUUCAUAUUAUAAUAUUAUAUUCUAGCCAGUGUUUUAAAUGUGAACAUAUUUGGAGGUGACAAGCCCAUUGUAACACUGUUCCGUUUAGCAAUAAUGGCGUAUGGAAAUGGAUGACAUUGUUAAAACGUAAUUCUAAUGUACUUAGCUCUGCUUUGCCGAUACCAAAGCAUACAGGCGUGUAAAAAGAAAUCCACCGAUACUUUGUCUUCUCGACAAAAGUCCUGGAGAUGGUAAAUGUGACAACUAAAUUGUUUGUUUUUUUAAAAAAAACAGCUUAUACAGUGGGUUUUCUAAUUUAGUUUUCUUUUCACAGAUGCUUUUAUUUUGUGUAACCCUUUUGUUUGUUUUCUCCACCUGCUCUCUGGAGGUUGAGGUAAAAUAAUGAAGACAGUUGUGCUGUCUGAGUUUUAUGCUCUUUCCUCUCUGGCAGCUUCUGCCGUUUGGUUUGAGAUUUGUGCUGGGGUGGGGGACUGCACCUGUGGCCUGGUGCUUGAUCUAACCUGGCAGUCCUGGGGCUUCUGGGCGAGCCAGUGCCCACCAAUACCUUACAAAGGGUGAGGAGGUGCUUGAGACUGUUGCACCUCUCUGUUCCAGUAACCCCAGGGGCUCACUCGAAUCUGUCCAGUGGCUUUUUAAGCUUCUACUGGGGUUGUUUUAAAUUUGUUUCCUUAAUUUAUACAAAUGUAACUUCUUUAAACAGAAAAAAAGGAUAAUAAAAGUUUUUGUUGAACCUU
This is a messenger RNA of Lepisosteus oculatus (spotted gar), 8490 nucleotides long. RefSeq names its product oxysterol binding protein 2b (gene osbp2b). Lineage: Eukaryota; Metazoa; Chordata; Actinopteri; Semionotiformes; Lepisosteidae. Gene Ontology annotation, molecular function: cholesterol binding. Gene Ontology annotation, cellular component: plasma membrane; cytosol; intracellular membrane-bounded organelle. The record is from RefSeq and is a predicted model, not a curated record.